CUCUCCGUUCUUGCAAGAAGCCGAUCAACCCGCGUUGCAAUCUCUCUCGGAGAUCCGCCGUCGGGCGCUGAUCGCCGCCUCCGCCUCCGUCUCCGUCUCCGCCUCCGCCUCCGUCUCCGCCUCUCUCUGUGCUGUGCGUUCCGGGGCCUUGUCGCCGUGCGGAGCAGAUCGGAGGGAAGAGGGAGAGGGAGAGACGGAGCGCGCGCGAUCCCGGCCACCAUGUCCGACUCUUUGCCUUAUUCCAUGAAGGACGUCAAAUACGACAACGCCAAGUUUCGCCAGCGAUCGCUGUACAAGGUGAUAAAUCAGACCUUGCUCACUCGUAACAUAAAGCGUGAUUGGUUGAGUUGUAGUACGGGGAAGUUUCUUGCUUUGGUGAUGCUCUUUGGUUUAGCAUAUCUUUUCAUGGCACAUACAAGUUCAGGACCCCAAGUUUCUGGUGGAUUAGCAAAAGAUGUCAUGGUAAAUAAAGGGGACAAGAUCAAUAGUGAUGGUAUCAGCGGACUUAGAAGAUUUUGGAGGAAACCCCCAAGGCUUCCUCCUCGUUUAUCACCUGAUGAGAAGGGCGGAAAAAAUUCUUUCGGUCGUGAAGCUGAGAAUCCAAGUUCCAGAUUAAAGUGGGUAAGCAGACAACAAAAGGUUAAGGAUGCUUUUAUCCAUGCAUGGUCUGGUUACAAGAAACAUGCAAUGGGCUAUGAUGAACUCAUGCCUGUCAGCCAGCGUGGUGUUGAUGGAUUAGGAGGUUUAGGUGCAACAGUUGUGGAUGCUCUUGAUACUGCUAUUAUAAUGGGUGCUGAUGAAAUUGUCUCUGAAGCAGGUUUGUGGAUUGAAACUCAGCUAUUAGACAGGAUUAAACACAAAGGUCAAGUCAAUUUGUUCGAGACGACAAUACGUGUGUUGGGUGGUCUAUUGAGUGCCUAUCAUUUGAGUGGAGGAGAUGAGGGGAUGAAAUUGACAAGAAAUGGUCCCAAACCAACAGUUUACCUGGAUACUGCUAGGGAUUUGGCUGAUCGUCUGUUAUCUGCUUUCACUGCUAGUCCGACUUCGGUUCCUUAUAGUGAUGUAAUUUUACGCGAUUCUUCAGCACAUCCAGCUCCUGAUGGACUGAGUAGUACUUCAGAAGCUUCAACUUUGCAGCUUGAGUUUAAUUAUCUUAGUAUGGUUUCUGGUGAUCCAAAGUACAGUUUGGAGGCAAUGAAAGUCUUGGAGCAUCUGAAGACUCUACCCAAGGUGGAGGGCUUGGUUCCUAUCUACAUAAGCCCUCAAUCUGGUCAAUUUAGCGGAGAAAAUAUAAGGCUAGGGUCUCGGGGGGACAGCUAUUAUGAGUAUUUGCUGAAAGUGUGGCUUCAUCAGGGAGGUAGUCAAAAUAGUAAUCUAACCUACCUAUACGAGAUGUACAGUGAAGCUAUGAAGGGUGUACGUAACCGGCUUGUGCGUAAAUCAGUCCCAAAUGGCUUGGUUUUCGUGGGAGAACUGCCUUACGGAUCUAAUGGAGCUUUCAGUCCGAAAAUGGAUCACCUGGUAUGUUUCCUGCCUGGUACACUUGCACUUGGUGCAACAAAAGGCAAGACAAAAGAGAGAGCAAUGAAAGACGAUUUACUUACAUUUGAAGACUUGGAAAAUUUGAAGCUUGCUGAAGAUUUGACGCAUACAUGCUUUCAGAUGUAUUCCGUAACCUCUACUGGUCUUGCUCCGGAAAUUGCUUACUUCCAUACAGAGGAGUACUCUGAAGAGGGUCUUGAUGGUGGAAAUAAGAUCUCUAAGUAUUUGAGCGACAUUAUUAUCAAACACGCUGAUCGUCAUAAUCUUUUGCGUCCUGAAACAGUGGAAUCAUUGUUUGUUCUAUACCGUAUUACAGAAGACCCAAAAUACCGUGAAUGGGGUUGGCAGAUCUUUGAGGCAUUUGAGAAAUACACAAAGGUCGAUACUGGUGGCUACAGUUCUCUUGAUGACGUCACCCACAUUCCUCCUCGAAGGAGAGACAAAAUGGAGACCUUCUUCUUGGGAGAGACGCUGAAAUACUUGUAUUUGUUGUUCUCGGACAGUGAUGUUAUUCCCUUGGAUAAGUUCGUUUUCAACACGGAAGCUCACCCUUUGCCUAUUAAAGCUGCGGUCAGGAGUAGCUAACACGUACAGUACAUUGUGAUCACUGCGAAGAUAAUACAUCAGAAAGAUCACGGCCCAAACUGCUUUUUUUGCUUAGUUGGUACCUCUAGGACCCAAAGGAAGCAUGGCCUGUUUGAUGAGGGUUAUCCGCAGCGAAUUCUGCCAUAAAGGAUGAUUGUUCUACGCCUUGCACAACAAUGAGCAGUCUCAAAUCAGAAAUUGUUUCGGAUCCACCAAUUUUUCUGCCUCUUCGAUUAGGGCAGCACUGGUAUCAUGCUCUUUCAAGUGGGGCUGUUCAUUUGUCUUAUAGCUCCUCGUUCGAUUCUUUUCUUCUCUGUAUCAAUAGAUAGAGGAAUUUAGCAUCUCAAGUAUAGGAUGGUUGGAAUAUAUCUUUUGCUUUCCAGUUUAUCACGUCAUUUCUAGCUUUGGAGCCCAUUUGACCUGUUCUGAAUACAAAACAGGGUGAGCGACCAGAGACACUCAAGUUUCAACUGAGAACCGGAUGCUAAAUUCUCUGGAACGAUGCUAAUGGGAGUCAAUACACAAUACCUUAUUGUCUGAAUGUAUACUCAUGUCAGGUUGUUACCUCGAGAUUUUGGCGCGCAAGUCUUUUAUAAUGUUAAAGAGAUGAAGCAUUAGUUAGAGUGGUUUUAUUGAGCCUUUUUCCGACAUCUGUUAUGUAUGUUAAAACUUUUUCGGUUAUACUUUUCCACACAACAGUUGAUGAUUGUGAAAUUAGAACUUUGUUCGGACA
Syzygium oleosum is the source of this 2860-nucleotide messenger RNA. RefSeq names its product mannosyl-oligosaccharide 1,2-alpha-mannosidase MNS3. Gene Ontology annotation, molecular function: calcium ion binding; mannosyl-oligosaccharide 1,2-alpha-mannosidase activity. Lineage: Eukaryota; Viridiplantae; Streptophyta; Magnoliopsida; Myrtales; Myrtaceae. The transcript is spliced from 6 exons. The record is from RefSeq and is a predicted model, not a curated record. The coding region runs from base 220 to 2127 and encodes 635 amino acids. Gene Ontology annotation, cellular component: endoplasmic reticulum; membrane; trans-Golgi network. Gene Ontology annotation, biological process: carbohydrate metabolic process; N-glycan processing.